UUCUUCCGUCCAGUAAUAUAACCCCCUCUACAGGCCGGUGCCUUCAGGAAGGAGUCCUCCUUUCUUUUUUUUUUUAUCCGGAGGAUCUGACGGAUUUUCUUUUUCCCCUUUCCCUAUCGAAAAGCGUAACGCUGUGUGGCUUCCCCCCCUUUUUCUUACGCCAUGGCCGACGCAGAGCAGCAGUUCAUGGAGACGGCGGAGAACGGAUACGAGGACGAGGAGAACGGAGCAGAAGGAUGCUACGGCGGUGAGGACGGCGGCGAGAGCGCGGCGCUGCAGGCCGAAGCGGGAGCUGAGGAAAACAACGGAGCCGGAGACGGCACUCAGGAUGGAGACGGCGGCCGGAUAGAAGCCAGUAAAAGCGAAGAAGAUGCAGGGAAAAUGUUUGUUGGGGGACUCAGCUGGGAUACUAGUAAAAAGGAUCUCAAAGAUUACUUCUCUAAAUUUGGUGAGGUGACUGACUGCACCAUUAAAAUGGACCCAAACACUGGACGAUCAAGAGGAUUUGGGUUCAUUCUGUUCAAAGAAUCUGCAGGUGUAGAAAAAGUGCUAGCACAAAAGGAACACAGGCUGGACGGGCGGCAGAUCGACCCCAAGAAAGCCAUGGCUAUGAAGAAGGAGCCGGUCAAAAAAAUCUUUGUCGGUGGCCUGAACCCGGAAACGACAGAAGAAAAGAUCCGCGAGUAUUUCGGUGCCUUCGGAGAGAUUGAGACCAUCGAGCUUCCGAUGGAUCCAAAGACGAAUAAAAGGAGAGGCUUCGUCUUCAUAACCUUUAAGGAGGAAGACUCAGUCAAGAAAAUCAUGGAGAAGAAAUUUCACAAUGUCAGUGGAACCAAGGACGCAAAUGGCAAAGAGAGCCUGGUGAGUUUGUGGUUCAGCACUGAAAGUGAUUUAAUGCUUGGAUGGGUUGAGCUGUGUCUUGGAUGGGUUGACUUGAGCAUUUUGUCCUCCUGCCAGUGUGAAAUCAAGAUUGCACAGCCGAAGGAGGUGUAUCAGCAGCAGCAGUAUGGUGGACGUUUCGGAGGUGGGGGCAGAGGCAGGGGGCGCGGAGGCCAGGGUCAAAACUGGAACCAGGGUCAAAAUAACUACUGGAAUCAGGGCUACGGGAACCAGGGCUACGGCUACGGCGGGCAGCAAGGCUACAGCGGAUAUGGAGGAUACGGAAACUACGACUACUCUGCGGGCUACUACGGGGGUUAUGGGGGUGGAUACGACUACAACCAGGGCAACGCAAAUUACGGCAAAGCUCCAAGACGUGGCAGCCACCAGAAUAACUACAAACCAUACUGAUCGUGUUGUGCAGGUGGUGUCGGAGAGGAACCUGUGACCUGAUCCCAGCCGAUCCCUGGGCUUCAUUCUUUUACUUUUACUGGAUGUAGGCAGAAUCUGGACUUCUGCUCAAUUUUUGUACAGACCACAAGUGAGGAACCGGGGAAAGCAAAUGUCACUUUUCACGUUUUCAUUUUAUACUUUUUUUUUUUUUUUUUUUUUGUCCAUUUUACAUUUCCAGAGAUGGAAGUGUUAUUUUUACUGUACUUUUUGGUACCUUUUUGAAUCUAAUGUAUUGUUAUGGUUGUAUUUUACGUCUCGGCUGCAUUUACCACACACACUUUGCCCUGGCGCUCUCAAAUAAGAGUCAUUUUCAUAAUAAAUUCAUUGAUUUUUUUUUUAUUAUUAUUUUUUUGGUGGUUUUCUUUUGUCCGUGUUCCUAGCUAUUAUUUUCCUCAUGUGCGCUUGUUGCAAAGAUGCUUAGUCUACAGCGAUCAGAAAAGGGAUUGUAAGAUUCUAUUUUUUUUUUUUUUUUUUUACACCCCUGUAUUAGUUUUAGGAGAUCCUCCAUCAUGUUAGUUAAUUUAAGAAAAAAUAAAAUAAAAAAGUGGCUUUUGUAGUGGUAAAAUUAUACCUCAGCACAUACACCUUUAUCUGUAAGAUUCACUGGAAACUCAUUUCUGCAGUGUCCUGGACAAUUUGGUGGAAAUAAACUUGGUUUUUAAGA
This is a messenger RNA of Silurus meridionalis, 1996 nucleotides long. RefSeq names its product heterogeneous nuclear ribonucleoprotein A/B-like. Bases 163 to 1290 code for a protein of 375 amino acids. Gene Ontology annotation, molecular function: RNA binding. Lineage: Eukaryota; Metazoa; Chordata; Actinopteri; Siluriformes; Siluridae. The record is from RefSeq and is a predicted model, not a curated record. Gene Ontology annotation, cellular component: nucleoplasm. The transcript is spliced from 8 exons. Gene Ontology annotation, biological process: regulation of gene expression.